Morus notabilis is the source of this 816-nucleotide messenger RNA. RefSeq lists its product as uncharacterized. NCBI's taxonomy places the organism in Eukaryota, Viridiplantae, Streptophyta, Magnoliopsida, Rosales, Moraceae. The record is from RefSeq and is a predicted model, not a curated record. The coding region runs from base 1 to 816 and encodes 271 amino acids. The transcript has a single exon.
AUGCAGCCGAAAGGGAAUUCUUUAGAGGAUACCCUAAAAGCUUUUAUGGAUGCGGAAAAUAAGACGAAUCAAAGAGUUGAUUCAAUGCUCACGCAGCUGGCGGAAGAGAACAAGGAAAUAAAAAGUCAGAUCACAAAGCUGACAGAAGCUUUAACCGUUCAAGAGCGCGGUAGAUUUCCAUCACAAGCCCAGUCCAAUCUAAGAGGACAACACAUGGCUCAAACUUCCAACUCUGAAGGUCAAAAUAUCAAGGAAGUUAACGCCAUCUUUACUCGAAGUGCUAAGAAUUUAGACACACCAUCGACAAGUAUAGCCACUUCGAAUAAUGAAGAAUCGGCUCAGGAGAAAGAAGAGCCAACUAAAAUUCUGGUAAAGGUGCCUUUUCCCCAAGCUCUCCGACCUGCUGAAAAAGUGCCGGAAAAUCAAAGUGAGAUCCUGGAGCACUUGACACAAUUGAAGAUCAAUCUUCCCUUACUACACGUGAUCAAGCAAGUGCCGGCCUACGCCAAGGUUAUCAAGGAUCUGUGCACCAUAAAGAGAAAGCACCACGUCAAGAAGACUGCAUUCUUGACGGAACAAGUUAGCGUGGUGAUUGAGCAGAAAACACCGCCGAAGUAUAAGGAUCCAGGUUGUCCUCCCAUUUCUUGCCAGAUCGGGACACAUGAAUUCGGCCAAGCGUUACUAGACUUAGGGUCGAGCGUGAGCCUCAUGCCUUAUUCGGUCUACUCGCAAUUGGGUCUUGGAGAGAUUAAGCCCACAUCUGUGGUUCUGCAACUGGCCGAUAGAUCCAUUAAGAGACCACGGGGAAUCGUAUAA